Messenger RNA from Amaranthus tricolor (Joseph's coat), 2229 nucleotides. RefSeq names its product protein IQ-DOMAIN 2. The transcript has 5 exons. The record is from RefSeq and is a predicted model, not a curated record. Lineage: Eukaryota; Viridiplantae; Streptophyta; Magnoliopsida; Caryophyllales; Amaranthaceae. Gene Ontology annotation, molecular function: protein binding. The coding region runs from base 434 to 1915 and encodes 493 amino acids.
AUCAAAAAUUAUAAAUGGAGCCAAAAUCAGAAGGUAGAGAUUAAAUCAAUCAAAUAAAAUCAUAAUUCAAAGUUUAAUCAAAUGCUCCAUAAUUUCCUUACUAACUUCCUUAGUGUGGGCCCUCCUCCAGAUAACCCCAGCUGUGACUUGCACUGGAUUUUCCCUUCAUAUUUUCUGUAACUUCUUAUUUUCUCUCUCUAUCUCUUAUUUUCUCUUUCUAUCUCCUUCCUUUUUCUUCUCUGAUUUUUUCCUUCAUUGGCAAGAUCUGGGCUUAUUGUUCUUAUCUUGCCAAGAGAACAGGGCCAAGAAAAGUUAAUAUCUUUUUAAAUUUUUCAUUAUUUUGGGUAAUUUGUGGAAAAUAAAUUAUUUAGAGAGAUUUUAUAUUUUAGAUCUUGCCAAAAAAGUGAUUAAUUUCAGCUUGAUGAAUUAGGAGAUGGGGAAGAAAGGGAAUUGGUUUUCUGCUGUGAAGAAUGCCUUGAGCCCUCAAUCUAAGAAAUCCAAAUCGAAAAAGAAAAGCCCGGCUGAAAACAAGAGCUCGGAAGCUGUUACUUCAAAUGAGCAAGUAACUGUUACCAGUACUUCUCCUCCUACUCCUCCGGCAUUGCCUCCAGCAUUAGCUGUAGAGUCAAAGCCAAAUGAAAUCGACGAUGUUGAUGGGCAGAAUAAGCAUGCUUAUUCAGUUGCACUUGCCACAGCCGCUGCUGCAGAGGCAGCUGUUGCGGCUGCCCAGGCUGCUGCUGAGGUUGUUCGACUGACGACUGUUCCUCGCUUUGUUGGAAAAUCUAAGGAGGAAAUUGCGGCUAUUAAAAUUCAGACUGCAUUUCGGGGAUAUCUGGCAAGGAGAGCAUUGCGGGCUUUGAGAGGAUUGGUGAGGCUAAAAUCAUUGAUCGAAGGGCAGUCUGUGAAACGUCAGUCAGCAACAACCUUAAGAUGCAUGCAGACACUUGCUCGUGUUCAAUCCCAAAUUCGUGCGAGGAGGCUUAGGAUGUCGGAGGAGAACCAGGCUCUUCAACGCCAACUCCAGCAGAAGCACGAGAAAGAGCUCGAGAAGUUGCGGAUGGAUGAAAUAUGGGAUGAUAGCACACAGUCUAAAGCACAGAUUGAAGCGAAUCUACAGCACAAGCAGGAGGCUGCCAUGCGAAGGGAACGAGCUUUAGCUUACGCAUUCACUCAUCAGCAACUUAAGAACAGCAAAAGUUCAAACCCAACAUUUAUGGACCCGAACAAUCCUCAGUGGGGAUGGAGCUGGUUAGAACGAUGGAUGGCUGCUCGUCCAUGGGAGUCAAGAAACACAACAAUUGAAAAGGAUAAUGAUCACGGCUCAGUGAAGAGUUUCCGUUCAGUCUCUGUUGCAGGCGAAAUAAACCGAGCUUAUGCUCUCCGAGAUCUUAAUAAGGACAAGCAAUCUCCAACCGGUCAAAGGCCAAGCCGCCCUCGUAGCCGUCAAUCCCCAUCAAACCUCGCACGUGGUCAAUCCUCCGGCCCAGGAUCUGGGAAACCAAGACCCGAGAGUCCAAAAACAAAUGGGUGGGCUGUGCCUGUGGAUGAUGACACAAAGAGCAUGAUGAGCAUUCAGUCGGAACGUUUCAGGAGGCACAGCAUUGCCGGAUCUUCAGUUCGUGAUGAUGAGAGCCUCGCAAGUUCUCCUGCAGUUCCGAGUUACAUGGCACCGACAAGAUCCGCUAAGGCUAAGACAAAGCUGUCUAGUCCUCUAGGAGUGGUCGAGAAGAAUGGUACACCACCCGAUCAGAAGCUGCCAUCUAUGGUCGGGUCGGCCAAAAAGAGGCUAUCCUUCCCCGCGUCUCCAUCUCCAGGUGUGCCCCGAAGGCAUUCAGUCCCCGGAAAAAUCGAGAGCACGCCUUUUAAAGAUGUCCCUGUUCAUACUAAGAUAUCUGUCGGCAAUGGCGGGAGCUGAUACGCGCAUAUUAAAAACAAGAUCUACCAUAAAAUCAGCUUGUCGAGCCAACUGAAAGGUGUGAGAUAUUACUUGUACACAAAGUCUAUUCAUCCUUUUUAAGAUUUCAAGUGCGAAGAUUGAAUUAAGAAAGGAUUGCUGUUGGGGAUUGAUUGUAUUUGUUUUUUUAUUGUUUGUUCAUCACAGAAAAAGGUCUAUCCAUUAGUGUCUGAAAUCUUCAUUGUUACUUUGUUAGAGUGUUAUUUGUGAUAAAUUAUAUUAAUUUGUUUCAUUUUACGAGUGUCCAAAUCACAAUUUGUUGUUUUGUUUGAUCA